AUGGCCGAAGCUCUUCUCUCUGCUGUUUUCAAUGUGCUUUUGGAGAGGUUGACGCCUGAGCUGACAGAUUGGAUCAACAAAAUCGGAGGAAAGAAGCUGGAUCACAAGUUACUUAAUCAUUUGAAGCCAGCCUUGAUUGCUGCAAGAGCUGUGCUCCUUGAUGCUGAACUCAAACAAUUCAGUAAGGGUCAGCCUGUGAAAGAUUGGCUGAAUGAACUCAAAGAUUCUGUUUAUGACCUGGAAGACUUGAUGGAUGAAGUUUCCACCCGAGCUGCCACUCAGAAACAGGUGCGCUAUUUCUCCUUUGCUUCUCUUAGUUUGCGUGAUACAAGCAUGGCAAAUAAGUUAGAAGAUGUGAUUAAUAGAGUUGAAAAACUUGUGGCACAAAUAAACGCCCUUGAUUUGAAGAAGAGCACUGGAACGGAUCCGGAAACUUUGUCAUGGAGGCCUCGAGAUAUGGCUUACGUGGAAGUCUCUGAAGUGUGCGGAAGGGAGAAAGAAAAAGAAGAUAUAAUUAAGCUGAUGUUUAAUGGUGAGGGUGGUCCGUUGUCUGUAAUACCCAUUGUGGGCAUGGGCGGGCUUGGGAAGACUACUGUAGUUAAUUUAGUUUAUAAUGAUGAAAAUGUGAAGCAAGAGUUUGAUCUUAGUGUAUGGGUUUGUGUUUCUGAAGCAUUUGAUCUUUUAAAAAUAGCACAAAAUAUGAUAAAAUAUAUCAGUCCUGAUUCUGAUUGUAAUAAUAUGGAUUUGAAUCUUCUUCGAUGUCGUCUAGCAGAGAAGAUAAAAGGGAAAAAGUUUUUAGUUGUUCUAGAUGAUUACUGGAAUGAAAAAUUCACUGAUUGGAAUACUUUGAAAAAUUUGCUUCAAAACGGAGUGGAGGGAUGUAAAAUUCUGGUCACAACACGCAUAGAGCAUGUUGCUUCCAUGAUUAAAACUAUCUCAUCAUUUUAUCCCCUAAAAGGCUUAUCUGAAGAAGAUUGUUGGUCAAUUUUUGCUGCACAUGCUUUCCAUUCUAGAGAUUCAAAGGUGAAUUCAUGCCUAGAAAAAAUUAGAAGAGAUGUUGUUAGCAAGUGCAAUGGAUUACCUUUAGCUGCAAAAGUAAUUGGGGGACUUUUUCGAUCACGGCCUGACUUUCAAGAUUGGAAUAGUAUAUUAAAAAAUGGCUUAUGGGAUUCAUCAGACAAUGAGAUCAUCCCAUCUUUAAGAGUCAGUUAUUAUUAUCUCCCUCCACAUCUAAAACAAUGCUUUGCUUAUUGUUCUUUAUUUCCAAAGAAUUAUACAUUUGUUAAGGAUGAAUUAAUCAUGAUGUGGAUGGCAGAAGGUUUUUUGAGGCCGUCAACAAGGGACUUGACUUUAGAAGAAGUUGGUUAUGAGUAUACUGGUGAUUUAACUUCAAGAUCAUUCUUUCAACCCUUACCCAAAAUUCACCAGUACAUCUCACAUGGUGGGUAUGAUAUAAGUGAUAGGUGCUUUGUCAUGCAUGAUCUCAUUCAUGACUUAGCAACUCAUGUUGCCGGAGACUUCUACUUUAGAUUAAGGGAGAAUAGAAACGAAAUUGGCACCAUGACGCGCCAUUUGUCAUGCAACUUUCAAAAUUGUCCAGGCUCAGAUCAUGAGGUUUUCCAAAAAUUAAAAGGCUUACGAACAUUUAUAGGAUUUAAUUCCUAUAUUCCUGGGCCUUUUGAAAAUGCUUCUCAUAUUCUAUCAUCAAACCUGAAGUACCUGCGGACGUUGUCACUUAGCCAACUGCAUGCUUUAAAGAUAGUUCCUGAGUCAAUUGGAAAAUUUGUCCAUUUACGCUAUUUGGAUCUAUCUGGCACAGGCAUUGCAAGUUUGCCUGAUUCAAUCUGUAAAUUGUAUAAUUUACAGACAUUGAAGUUGUGUUGUUGUACAUCUCUCCUGAUUCUACCAAGUGACAUGCAAGAUCUUGUAAAUCUGCUCUGUUUGGAUCUUUCGUCAUCAAGUAUUGCAAGUUUGCCUGACUCAUUGUGCAAAUUAUCCAAGCUGCAAACAUUGAGGUUGAAAUGUUGUCAGUCUCUGGAGAUGCUACCUAAUGAUAUGCAAGAACUUAAAAAGUUGCGACAUCUCGAUAUUAGAGACACUAAAUUGAAGGAAAUGCCGAGGGGGUUGGGUAAAUUAAAAGAUUUGCAAUUUUUAAGUGACUUCAUUGUUGGCAAAGAGCAUGAGACGGGAAUUACGGAAUUGGGAGGAAUUUCAAAAUUGAAGGGUUGGAUUGUAGUUAGUAAGUUAGAGAAUGUCAAGAACGAAGAUGAAGCUAAUGGUGCAAGAAUGAUGGAGAAGGAGCAAAUUGAAACUUUAACAUUAUCAUGGUCGGAUUUUGGUGCUGUGGAAGAUUCAAGCAGUGAGAGAAAAAUUUUGGCCAAACUUCAACCUCAUCGGGAUUUAAAGCAAUUGGAAGUUAAAUAUUACAGGGGCACAAUAUUUCCAAAUUGGUUGGGAAGUCCUUCCUACCAUAACAUGAACUCGUUGCGACUAGAGAAUUGCAAAAAUUGUUGCAUGCUUCCCCCUUUUGGACAGCUCCUUGCUUUGAAGGAAUUAUAUAUUAUUGGAUUAGAACGUGUAGAAAGCAUUGGUGAGGAGUUUUUGAAGGCUGAUGAUUGUUCUUCCAUGAUACCAUUUCCAUCCCUUGAAUAUCUUUACUUUUCACGCAUGGCAUCCUGGGAACAAUGGCUCUCCACUGACAUGGAAGCUUUCCCUAAGCUUCGAGAACUCAGAAUAACUUCCUGCCGGAAGUUAGUUGGAAGUCUACCUUCCCAGUUGCUUUCUUUAGAAACUUUAGAUAUUAGACUUUGUUCAUUGUUUUCUUCUCCUAUUCCGAGGUGUCCCAAACUUCAGAAGUUUGACACAUUUGGAAGUGAAAAUGUGGCAUGGCAAGAGCCAGAGUUACCUCAUGAACUUUCCGCUCUAGAUAUUUCAGGAUGCCGGAUGUUGGAAUCAGUGUUGGAGGCACUCGCUAAACAUUCCCAUCUGCAAGGAUUAACUAUCUGUGACAGCCCCAAUAUUUCAACUUUAAUGAUUCAUUUGCCCCAGUCAUUGCAAGAAUUAUGUAUGUUCGGUUGUGAAAAUGUUGAUUUUGUGAUGAGUUCAAUCGCUCCUCUCCAAGCCCUCCAGUCUAUUUGUAUUGGGAGAUGUAGUUUUGUGAAGUUUAUGUCGGACGACAUGGAAAGUGUCCUCCCAAAUUUAAGAGAGCUAAGCAUAUUGUAUGUUGACAAGAUGGAAAAAUUUCCAGAAGGGGUGCUUGUGCCAAGUUUGAGAGAACUUCAUAUUGAUGGGUGUAACAUGGAGUUCAUAAUAGGUGUGUUUUCUUCCCACCAGUCUCACCACUUUGGAUCUCAGUUUCUUUUCGAACUUGGAGACAUUGAAUUGCACGGCACUUCAGCACCUAACCUCUCUCCAAAAACUAGAUAUCGCAUUUUGUGA
This is a messenger RNA of Neltuma alba, 3438 nucleotides long. Its product is annotated as putative disease resistance RPP13-like protein 1. Gene Ontology annotation, molecular function: protein binding; ADP binding. Bases 1 to 3438 code for a protein of 1145 amino acids. The transcript is spliced from 2 exons. NCBI's taxonomy places the organism in Eukaryota, Viridiplantae, Streptophyta, Magnoliopsida, Fabales, Fabaceae. The record is from RefSeq and is a predicted model, not a curated record.